AUGAUCACCCACGCCUACGUCCGAUACAAAGAUGACAAGCACUUGGCAAUUGGGCCAGUGGGGCACAUAAAAAAGUUCAACCCCAAAGAAGAUUUUUCGGCGGCGUUCUACACAGUAAAAUGGACAGAUCCGACCGGCACAUGCGAUUACUAUCGUGCCAGGAUUUUGCAGGUUGGAGAGUCAGAAGAAGAUGUAAAAGAAAAAGUUUCUGGAAAAAGGUUGAGCGUGAAGCCUCUCAUAGACGAUUCCGAUGUCGCCAGCGACAGUGAUAAGGAUGUUGGGCCAUCAAAGGUUGACAUUGGACAAGGGCUGCGAAUACCAUCAGAAACGUGGCGCCGCGUGCAGGCACGAGACAAAGACUCUUUGUUCGUGAAGGAUCUGCUUGUGACGAUCUGGGAUCCAGUACAGCCGCAAGGACGAUUGUUGCAGGGCAAGCAUUGCCCUCGCUUCCCAGAUCGUCCAACAAAGGAGCCAUUGACACCAUGGAAGGUGUCUGUCAUGCGAACCUGCUACAAGCGCCGCUUGGAGAAACAAGGAUUCCCCGAGAGUGUGGUUCAGACGCUCAUGAAGCGCAUGAACUACUACGUCGGGGAGAAAAUUGCCGACAUUGAUAAGAUGGCAAACAGGUAA
This is a messenger RNA of Rhipicephalus sanguineus (brown dog tick), 630 nucleotides long. RefSeq lists its product as uncharacterized. Gene Ontology annotation, molecular function: DNA binding. The record is from RefSeq and is a predicted model, not a curated record. The transcript has 5 exons. Gene Ontology annotation, biological process: negative regulation of DNA-templated transcription. Lineage: Eukaryota; Metazoa; Arthropoda; Arachnida; Ixodida; Ixodidae. Bases 1 to 630 code for a protein of 209 amino acids.